CUGAUUAAGUUAUCUCGGAUCUCUUCUUGCAUUUGUUUUGGAUUUCUGUCAAGUAGUCUAGUAGCAUGGCUUUUACUAGCAGAACUGUUAACUUCGUCUGAUUGUUGAUCUAUGCCAUGAUUAGUCCAUGGAUUAGCUAGGGAAGGCCCAAUGUUUUACCUUGUUCUUGCUGCUGCUGGUAGAUCUUCUCACUGCAACGUGGGUUGCACUUGUGUGACCUGUGAGAGAGAUCAGCAGGCAGGAACUAAGAUUUCCAGUCUGAAAUCAGUUUCUCUUUUCAGUCAGAGGAAAAGCUUUCAAUCACUUCGCCUCCGGGUUUCAUGUGCUGCCAAACCAGAGACCGUUGAAAAGGUGUGUGAAAUAGUGAAGAAGCAGUUGGCAUUGCCCGAUGACUCCGCAAUCACUGGUGAAUCAAAGUUUUCUGCACUUGGAGCUGAUUCACUUGAUACGGUUGAAAUCGUGAUGGGGCUCGAGGAGGCAUUUGGGAUCAGCGUCGAGGAAGAGAACGCCCAGAAUAUCACUUCUGUCCAGGAUGCUGCAGAUAUGAUUGAAAAGCUGGUUGAGAGCAAAAGCGCUUGAUGAAAGGAGAAAUGGAAGAAAGUCUGCUCCAACUCCAGUUUUCCCCUUAUUACAAGAUAUUAUGAGUAGCCCACCCUGUUGUGAUGGAUUCAUAUAGUUUUCUUUUGUUUGUCUUUUUUCAUUCCAACUAUAAGUUGAUCUGGUAGAUCUUGAAAUAACUUUGUUAAUUUAGUUCUUGGAUUUUAUAGAUCACGGAUUCUCAAGAA
Molecule: messenger RNA, 785 nt
Organism: Macadamia integrifolia
Lineage: Eukaryota; Viridiplantae; Streptophyta; Magnoliopsida; Proteales; Proteaceae
Product: acyl carrier protein 1, chloroplastic-like
Exons: 4
Coding region: 151-579 (142 amino acids)
Biological process (GO): fatty acid biosynthetic process
Molecular function (GO): phosphopantetheine binding; acyl carrier activity
Source: RefSeq, a predicted model, not a curated record